AUGGCUCUGGAUUGGAGCACCGUGCUCGUGCUCUGCUGGCGUGACACGAUCGAUCGAUAUGUGUGUCUGUCGAUGAUCGUGCUGAGCUUCGAUUGGCGUUUUGGAGAUUUUUUUUGUCUUACAUGGACCGGCCGGAAGGCAACCUUUGCAUCCGACUCUAUUCUAUAUUCUAUAUAUUACACGUCGUCAAAAAAACACACGCCGUCCGAUCGUCAAUCAUCGCUUGAUCUAUUUUCCUCGGUCUCAGGGUACUUCCUCGUGUCUCUGGAUACCUUCCCUCCGUCUCCGGAUGCUUCCCGUGUCUCUGGAUACUUCCGUUUGAUACGACGUCUCCCCUUGUUUCUUUACCCUUCUGCCUCAUCUAAUUUCUUCCUACUCGCUCCCUCCGCGUCGUCCUUCUCCCGGCGCCGGAGCAAAGCCCACCGACGUCCGCUAAGUCAUGGCACCAUCGCCGUCGGGAGCAGCGACUUUGGUUCGUCAGUGUCCCUGCUCCCCUGCGCGCUUUGUCCCAGUGUUGCGUGGUGGGGAAGGAGAAAAGUGGUGGGGAAGGAGAAAAGGUACCGGUGGAAGAUGGCGCUGCCGCAACGACGAAGUGGGGAGCAGUUAGCCAUGGAGUGGGAUGCGCAGAGGCGGAGGAAACUCCCACUGAUAAAGGUAAAGAGAAAGCUUCCUCUUCAAUCUCCUCCAAAGAGGUUCAAACAAGGAUCAUCCAUAUUCAAAGAUUCCACAGACCAAAAAGACCAAGAAUGAUUUAUGCAACCACACGAAGCUAACUGAGAUUCAACCAUUAAAUACAUUGCACCACCUUUGUUAUUGAUCCUACCCUUUUGUAACUAAAUAUAAUGCUCGCAAGUAUAAACAACCCUUCCUAUGUAGUACUAAACACCAAGAUCAGUUUAUGUGAUGAUGGACCAGUUUUCCUAUGUGGUACUAAACACUAGGAUCAGUUUAUGUGAUGUAGGAUCAGUUUCCCUAUGUGGUACUAAACACCUGUAUCAGAUUAUGUGAUGUAGGAUCAGUUUAUGUGGCGCAGCUCAUAUCUAUUUUGACAUGAAAACUAUGUAUGUUAUCAGUUUGUAACUAAGUACAAUGCAAACCUUCAGAUCGUACUAACUACUUAUUAAAGGCAUUUCAUAUCUA
Messenger RNA from Zea mays, 1140 nucleotides. RefSeq lists its product as uncharacterized. NCBI's taxonomy places the organism in Eukaryota, Viridiplantae, Streptophyta, Magnoliopsida, Poales, Poaceae. The transcript is spliced from 4 exons. Bases 1 to 750 code for a protein of 249 amino acids. The record is from RefSeq and is a predicted model, not a curated record.